AUGGGUAGUAAAAAAAAUAGUAACACUGUUGAUUCCUCAGAAAAUGUUGAGGAAGUUGUUGAUAAUUUAACGAGUGAAAAGAAUAAAGAGAGUUUGAAAAAAGAUAAAAGAAAAAAAAAAGAAAAGAAGAAUAAUGAUGUUGAUGAUAUAAAUGAAGAAGAAGAUGAAGAAGGAAAUGAUGAAGAUACUAUGAAAAAAUUUUCUGUUGAUACUAGUGAAAAUGAAGAUGAUAAGGAAGACGAUGAUGAUGACGAAGAUGAUGAUGAUGAUGAAGAUGAUGAUGAUGAUGAAGAUGAUGAUGAUGAUGAUGAUGAUGAUGACGACGAGGAGGAUGAUGAUGACGAUGAUGAUGACGAUGAUGACGAUGAUGAAGACGAUGAUGAAGAUGAUGAUGAAGAUGAUGAUGAUGAAAAUGAUCAAAAUGAAUAUGCAGGAGAUGAUAAAAAAGAUGAAGAUGGAGAUGCAAAAAAGGGAAGUGAUGAUGAAGGUUUUGACUAA
Messenger RNA from Plasmodium reichenowi, 498 nucleotides. RefSeq lists its product as hypothetical. The coding region runs from base 1 to 498 and encodes 165 amino acids. The transcript has a single exon. NCBI's taxonomy places the organism in Eukaryota, Apicomplexa, Aconoidasida, Haemosporida, Plasmodiidae. The record is from RefSeq and is a predicted model, not a curated record.